Molecule: messenger RNA, 2436 nt
Organism: Mugil cephalus (flathead mullet)
Lineage: Eukaryota; Metazoa; Chordata; Actinopteri; Mugiliformes; Mugilidae
Gene: dct
Product: dopachrome tautomerase
Exons: 8
Coding region: 226-1776 (516 amino acids)
Biological process (GO): positive regulation of neuroblast proliferation; ventricular zone neuroblast division; melanin biosynthetic process from tyrosine
Cellular component (GO): melanosome
Molecular function (GO): oxidoreductase activity; dopachrome isomerase activity
Source: RefSeq, a predicted model, not a curated record
UGUGCAUGUAACUGACUGGAACACAACAUGAUUUGGCUGUAAGUGUUGUUUCCACAGACAUUACAACUAUCACUGAAUCUAAUUUAAAGGUACACAGCAGGGGACCGUAGCAGAGUGAGAUUCAACGCUCUCCACCAGGGAACUAAUUGACUAUUUUACAGCUGAGAGCUGAUCUGCAAACUGAUUUCCUCACCGCCGACUGAAGGAAAACAAAACAGGUGAAAUAUGGUGAUCGCGCUCAGCCUCGGUCUCCUUUGUCUGCUCUUCUGUCCUGGGCCAGCGGAGGCUCAGUUUCCUCGGGUGUGCUGCACAGUGGAGGGAAUCCUGUCCAAGCAGUGUUGCCCCGCUCUGGGCUCGGACCCCGCCAACGUCUGCGGCUCUCUAUCCGGGAGAGGAAGCUGCUCAGCCGUUCGAGUCGACAACAAACCGUGGGGAGGACCGUACAGGCUGAGAAACGUCGAUGACAGAGAGAGGUGGCCGACCAAAUUCUUCAAUCAGACUUGCAGAUGCACUGGUAACUUUGCGGGUUAUAACUGUGGCCAGUGUAAGUUUGGGUGGACGGGACCAAACUGUGACCAGAGGAAAGCUCCGGUGGUGAGGAGGGACAUCCACACCUUGACCCCCGAAGAGCUGGAAGAGUUCCUGAACGCUCUGCAGCUGGCUAAGACCACCACCCACCCAGACUAUGUCAUCGCCACCCAGCACUGGCUGGGACUCCUGGGACCAAAUGGAACCGAGCCACAGGUUGCCAACAUCUCCAUCUACGACUUCUUUGUCUGGCAGCAUUACUACUCGGUCAGGGACACCCUUCUCGGACCCGGACGUCCCUUCAGAGCGAUUGAUUUCUCACACAAAGGUCCGGCGUUCAUUACCUGGCACCGGUAUCACCUUCUGAGCCUGGAAAGAGAUCUGCAGAGACUGACUGGCAAUGAAAACUUUGCGGUCCCUUACUGGAACUUUGCCACGGGGCAGAGCGAGUGUGACGUUUGCACCGACUCUCUGCUGGGAGGAAGAAACCCUGACAAUCCCUCCCUCAUCAGUAACCAGUCCAGAUUCUCCAACUGGGGGGUGGUUUGUAACAGUCUGGACGACUACAACCGCCUGGUGACUCUUUGUAAUGGCACCAGUGAAGGUUCGAUUCAGAGAGGGAUCAUGGAGAGAGGCAACAUGUCGCUGCCCACCAUGAGCGACGUCAGGAGCUGUCUUGGAAUCAGGGAGUUCGACAGCCCUCCGUAUUUCACCAACUCGUCCUUUAGCUUUAGAAAUGCUCUUGAAGGGUACGAGAGGCCAGACGGGGAACUGGAUGAAUCGGUGGAUAACCUUCACAACCUUGUCCACUCCAUGCUGAAUGGGACCAGCGCUUUGUCUCACUCUGCAGCCAAUGACCCCAUCUUUCUGGUGCUCCAUGCUUUCACUGACGCCAUUUUCGACGAGUGGAUGAGGAGGUUCCUCCCGAACAACGCCACCUACCCCGAUGAGAUGGCUCCCAUCGGCCAUAACAGGGACUACAACAUGGUCCCCUUCUUCCCGCCGAUCACUAAUGAAGAGAUCUACGUCACGUCCGAGCAGCUGGGGUACUCCUAUGCGGUUUCGUUGGAUGAUACAGAUGGAGGGCCGACUGUGUUUGUGCUGAGCUCCUCUCUCGGGGGAGUCUUCAUUGGUCUUCUGGUGCUUCUCCUUAUCUUUGUGCUCUACCAGCGUCAGCGGAGAAACAGAGGCUUUGAACCUCUGAUAAAAGCGGAUUUCACAAAUAGAAAGUACACAGAGGAAGCCUAGAUUUCACCUGUUGUUCUGCAACGCACUCCAGUGCUCUUAGGAGCGAUGGAGGAGCCGGUCUACAAUGUUCUCCGGGCUCCACUGUGGAGCGAGAGUAAAAUAUUAUUUUGCUGUGUCUGAAUGGCAUUUGUGCUCUUUUGAUACGAAAUUAAUUCCAUGUAAGAGCCAUCAAGCGAAUCACAUCGUAGCCAAUGAAUGUACAUUUUAACCAGUAUCUUCUUAGAAAUCUUGCAGAGCUCUUGCGCCAUCUUGUCCCUUUUCCAACUUUACCACUAGUACAAAUCUAAUGGGAUGUUUUUUUAAUAACAAUUUAUUCUCAAGAACAGUAACAAAACACAAAUGCAAUCAUGUCAAUUGCACUGAAAAACAGUAAGGCAUAUUUGCUCAACUAGUUCUUCUCCCCCUCGGUUUGAAAUGAAAUUCAAACUCCACGUCUCUCUCCCUCAUAGAGAUUUGAAAUCAUACAGCAAUGUGUAGGUUGUUUAAAAAAAAAAAAAAAAAAAGCAAGAAGCAAAAACUCUAUUUUUUCCUGCUUACUGAUAAUUUGUCUGACCAGGCAUCCGUUUUCAAUAUUUUAUUGCAAAAAUAUUAAAAGUUCAAUGAUACAAAACAUAAAAAGGGCAUCCUGUGAGAUCAAUAAUAAAGAAUCACUUUAAAUGA